Molecule: messenger RNA, 291 nt
Organism: Tetrahymena thermophila SB210
Lineage: Eukaryota; Ciliophora; Oligohymenophorea; Hymenostomatida; Tetrahymenidae
Exons: 3
Source: RefSeq, a predicted model, not a curated record
AUGUUUAUUAGUCUAAAUUAAAUAUAAAUAUAAACAAGUCUAGAUUUUUUAUUUCGUAGAAUAACUGAAGAUUUACAAUAAAAAAAGCAAGCAAAUGUUUUUUAAAAUCAAAAUGGACGCUCCUAUUUACAAAAUAGGAUUAAACACACAAAGAAAUUCCUAACUCAUAGCCCAAGCUGUCUAAAAAAGUGGUGGAAGUUCUGUUAUGUGAGAGAUAAUGAAUGCGAUUUAUAGUUGCUAUGGAUGGACAUACGACUGAGAAAAAAAACUAAAACAUCUCCAAAAUUAUGA